GCCAGGCCCUAUCCUUAUCCUGGGUCUCAGGACCCCACUCUGAUAAGUCUUCUUUAAAGUAGAGAUGGUGGUAUUUACAGGGCAAUUGUGAGGGGUAAAUAAGGCAAAAGUCUUCUUGGGCUGUAACCUGUUUCUGGCCCAUUCCCUGCCGAUUUCCCAGCCUUUAGCACAGUGCUGGGCAAAUGCACCAGGAUCCCAGUGCCAUUAAAUUGGGGAUAAAAGGGUACCUGACUGCAGCAAACCAUGCAGUGAGCCAUGCCCCGCCCGGGACACCCCCGCCCAUCAUCUGGGCCUCCGCGCUUGGGACCCUGUGAGCAGCCGACAGAGCUAUGCCUGGAGGCCUAUGAUGAGUCACCCCAGCGCCCACCGAGCCGCCGCACCCGCAGGCCAGACCCCAAGGACCCUGGUCGUCAUGGGCCUGAGAGCCUCACCUUCAUCUCUGGCUCUGCUGAGGAGGCCACUGAGCCCCCUGCCUGCUGCCUGCUCUGGCGACCCUGGGUGUGGGACUGGUGUCGGGCCGCCUUCUGCUUCCGCCGCUGCCGGGAUUGCCUCCAGCGCUGUGGAGCCUGUGUGCGGGGCUGCAGCCCCUGCUUGUCCACCAGGGACUCCACUGAAGGGGCUGUUGAAGCCAGCUGGGCCAAGGAGCACAACGGGAUGCCCCCCAGCCCUGACCGUGCACCCCCUAGGCGGCGGGACGGCCAGGGGCUCAAGUCAACCAUGGGCAGCAGCUUCAGCUACCCUGACGUCAAGCUCAAAGGCAUUCCUGUCUAUCCCUACCGCAGCGCCACCUCCCCGGCCCCUGACGCAGACUCCUGCUGCAAGGAGCCCCUGGCCGAGCCCCCACCCACCCGGCACAGCCUGCCUAGCACCCUUGCCAGCAGUCCCCGGGGCUCUGAGGAGUACUACUCCUUCCAUGAGUCGGACCUGGAUCUGCCUGAGAUGGGCAGUGGCUCCAUGUCGAGCCGAGAGAUCGACGUGCUCAUCUUCAAGAAGCUGACUGAGCUGUUCAGUGUGCACCAGAUCGAUGAGCUGGCCAAGUGCACUUCAGACACUGUGUUCCUGGAGAAGACCAGUAAGAUCUCGGACCUCAUCAGCAGCAUCACGCAGGACUACCACCUGGAUGAGCAGGACGCCGAGGGCCGCCUGGUACGCGGCAUCAUUCGCAUCAGUACCCGCAAGAGCCGCACCCGCCCACAGCCCACCGAGGGGCGCUCCACGCGGGCUGCUGCCCCUGCUGCUGCCGCUCCUGACAGUGGCCAUGAGACCAUGGUGGGCUCAGGCCUCAGCCAGGAUGAACUGACAGUGCAGAUCUCCCAGGAGACGACAGCAGAUGCCAUCGCCAGGAAGCUGAGGCCUUAUGGAGCCCCAGGGCACCCAGCCAGCCAUGACUCGUCCUUCCAGGGCACGGACACAGACUCAUCAGGGGCACCCCUGCUCCGGGUGUACUGCUAACCCCACCGGGCCCAGCGGCUGCAGCCCCUUCUGGGAGAAGCACAGCCUACAGAAUGAAAAGGGGUACAGGACCCCCUUUGCAGGAGGCCAGGCUGUGAGCCCAGGCACAGCGCCCACUCUGGCUCCUCCUGCCCUGGCUGACUGGUUCCAGGACCACGUGCAUUUCACUGGGCCAUGUGUCCACAUCCUCCCUGCACCCCCAGCUGGCCUGACCCCUGCCUGGACCUGUUCCUUCCUGCCCAUGGCCUUCAGGCAGCCUGGGUCAUGGAAAGCAAUGGCUUUAAGAGUUACCUUCUCUGGGAUUGAAUCCCAACUCCACACCCAUACCGUGUGCAAAUCUGAUAGCUAAAAGAAGCUUGUCUUAAAUGGACUGGGUUGGGAGGUGGGCAGGGCCUCUAUUGAAUCCUGUGGGCAGUGCCCACUCCAUGUUAUGCGUUGACCUGUUGAGCAGUUGAUCUGGUUCUCAGCUGAUGUUCUACAUGCUUACGUGACCACAGUUGUGAAUACAAAAGUAACAGUUGUCUA
Molecule: messenger RNA, 1977 nt
Organism: Choloepus didactylus (southern two-toed sloth)
Lineage: Eukaryota; Metazoa; Chordata; Mammalia; Pilosa; Megalonychidae
Gene: KDF1
Product: keratinocyte differentiation factor 1
Exons: 5
Coding region: 256-1452 (398 amino acids)
Biological process (GO): keratinocyte development; regulation of epidermal cell division
Cellular component (GO): cell junction
Source: RefSeq, a predicted model, not a curated record